Nicotiana tabacum (common tobacco) is the source of this 1170-nucleotide messenger RNA. RefSeq names its product putative F-box protein At1g32420. Lineage: Eukaryota; Viridiplantae; Streptophyta; Magnoliopsida; Solanales; Solanaceae. The record is from RefSeq and is a predicted model, not a curated record. Gene Ontology annotation, molecular function: protein binding.
AUGAAGAAGGAACUUUGGUCUCCAAGCAAUGAUAUGCUGUUUGAAGUACUACCUAAAUUGUCUACUAAGGAUUUGCUGAAACUGAAAUGCGUGUCAAAGGAAUGGCAAUGUCUUAUAUCUGACCGCAGUUUCAUCCAAGUUCAGUUGAAAAAUAUGGAACCCCCCUCUGGUUUCUUCUACCAAGGUAGGUACCAGUGGUGUGAUGAAGAUUAUGACUGGAUCAGCUACAUGCCUAUAUCAGGAUCAGUUGCCACUGAAGAAGUCCAUAAUGAUGUUCUUGAUUUCCUACCAGAAAAUGUUGUCAUCCUCGAUUCAAGAUAUGGACUUGUCUGUUGUCGAAGUAUCUUUCCUUGUAACGUUCCCCUAAUCUACAUCUGUAACCCUGUGAAUAAGGAAUGGAAAGCAAUUCAGUGGCCAAAUUCGUCUAGAGAAAGCAGCAUAGCCUUGGUUUUUGAACCAUUAAAGAAACCGAUUAAUGAGUUCACAAAAUUCCAGGUUGUGAUAGUUAGUCAUCAAGAUGAAACUAGUACAGAAGGGGAUAGAUAUGGAUAUUUCUCUUUCAACAUUUAUUCAUCAGAAACAGGAUUAUGGAGAAGAUCAGGAGAGAUUUGUUAUUGCAAUCACAACAUGUUGAAAAAGGGAUGCAUUUGUGUAAAGGGGAUUAUAUAUUGGCUUACUGAUGGAGACCAAAUCCUCAUGUUUGAUCCAGAAAAUGAGAUAUCUUGGUUGAUAAGCAUACCACUCCCUAGAAACCAGUUCAAUUUAAAACCCGAGAUGUGCUUGGGAGAAGUUGAAGGGAGGCUGCAUUACGUGUUGAUUUGUGAGCAUGGACUUCAGUUGUGGGUGCUUGAGGAUCGUUUUACGUCUCAAUGGGAUCUUACUUAUACAAUCUCUUUAGAAGAACUGGAAAAUGAAAACAACAAGUAUCUGUUCAAGAUAGCUGAAAAGUUGGCAAGUAACUUCAAUACUGAUGAUAUCCCAUGGAUUGGGACUCUGGCUUUCAAGGAUAACAUCUUGCUUAUGAGGGUUUCAGUUAAUAUCUAUUUGUAUCACUUUGAGACAAGGAAGAUGAGACACCUCUGUAGCCUUUCUGCUCUCGCGCCAAAGCCUUUUUUUGUUGCCACAGUGGUUCCAUAUACCAUGAGCUUAGUUCCGCUCGGUCAGUCAUAG